This is a messenger RNA of Funneliformis caledonium, 237 nucleotides long. The record is from the annotation of a GenBank genome assembly. Lineage: Eukaryota; Fungi; Glomeromycota; Glomeromycetes; Glomerales; Glomeraceae.
AUGUCAAAAUUAGAAAAGCCAACAAUUUAUUGGCCACUAUUAAGUGAAAGUUGUUUUAUUACAACUUCAUCUAUAACAGAAGGAGUAGCUGUAUCCAUGAUUAGAAGGGUAGCUGAUCAACAUACAGAAAUAGACAACCAUUGGCUUGCAACCAAAAAUGAAAAAGGGAUUCUUCAAAUAAUUGCAAUUUCAAACCUGAAAUUUGUAUUUGAACCUAUAAAAUCAGCAGUAAGCAGU